CAUACCACACGCAUCACCCAUGGCAUCUCUCCCUGAACAGCCCCUUCAACUCAGCAAGCCGGUCAGUUUCGACGUGACUCCGCUUCAACGAUACUUGGAGUUCCGCUUCGAAAUGACCGGCGCGAGCCUGGCUGGAGAGUUUCGGACAGCAGGUUAUCCUGCGGAGCAGAUCAUUCAGGUUCGGCUGUUCAUCACCGGAACAAUCGUUCUACAACAUGGACAGCAAUCCAUGGACCUUGCCGAGAUUGUAGUCAACGCUAAGGAUUGCUUUCCGGAUACAACUCAAGAUGCAAACGGCUACAAAGACCUCGUAAAGGAACUGCUGUAUAAUUGGAAAUUCCUUCCCUACGCUGCGGGGCAUCUGAAUGACAGACUAUGCGAGCUCAGGAAUAGGCGGAACGCCGAAAAGUCGCUGGACAUGGACAUCACGCCCAUCACCUACCCUCCUGGGAGCGAAGUAGAGCAUCCUGAGACUCUGUUGACCCCAAAGGAACCUACUCAAUCAUCUGACGAGAACAGUGUUCACGAAGGAUCAGACAGUGGGACCAUGCAGACGCGGUCUGGAAGCUUUAUAUCCAGCUUUUACAAAAGUCUGGCAUCUGCAUUUAAGCUUUCCCGCAAGACCAAUUAGACUGGUUGAGGGAUUCCACCGGGAACAAGGUGGUCCUCCGUUUGUACCUGAUAGUGACGAGUGGUUGGUUGUACCCCCUGCCAUAUGGACCAUCCCCCUGACCAUCGGACAUAUG
Molecule: messenger RNA, 746 nt
Organism: Filobasidium floriforme
Lineage: Eukaryota; Fungi; Basidiomycota; Tremellomycetes; Filobasidiales; Filobasidiaceae
Exons: 1
Coding region: 20-631 (203 amino acids)
Source: RefSeq, a predicted model, not a curated record